Messenger RNA from Saxophila tyrrhenica, 708 nucleotides. RefSeq lists its product as uncharacterized. The coding region runs from base 1 to 708 and encodes 235 amino acids. The record is from RefSeq and is a predicted model, not a curated record. Lineage: Eukaryota; Fungi; Ascomycota; Dothideomycetes; Mycosphaerellales; Extremaceae. The transcript is spliced from 2 exons.
AUGGCCGACGAUGAUGGCCCACGAAAUCGCAAAGAACGACGGGCAGCCGCCAAACAGUCCGGCAAGGCAGUUGAACCUCCUUCAUCAACCCCCAAGAUCAAGAUGGCUCAACCCGACCGCAGUGGCCCCAAAUCCAAAACAUUUAUGGACCUGUACGAAGAGAAGAAGGAUCUCCUCGACCAAGGCCAACCGUUCGCUUCAAAGUACGAAGACGGCCGUGUCCGCGACGAAGGUGGCAACAUCCUCGAAGCAGGUCUGGGCGACGAUGAAGAAAUUGGACCAGUUGGGAUGGCAGUCUUUUGGGCCUUGACUUUGGGAAUGGUGCAUUUCACGCUCGAUGUGUUGGUCUACAGUCAGUACCGACAAGAGAUCGAGUGGUGGGAGAUUGUCAAGCGAACGGCUUUCAUGAUGCCGAUUCUAUUCCUCAUGAUCUUGACGAUGAAGUCUGCGAUGGCAAGUCGGUUUAGAGUCGCACGGCAGAUAUUCUUCUUGGGUGUGGCCAUUGCGGCGGGCUGUUACACGAUCCACGCGGCAAAUGCCAAAGGCUACUAUGCUGUCAUGAAGCGUUGCCCGCCGCUUGGGACACUGUGGGUCUGGAGUGUGAUUGAGAUGGACUUGCCGUAUGCGUCUGUGAGUGUGAUGGUCGACAUUUGGUAUCUGUGGUGGAAAGGAUAUUCAGCAUUCUUGACACAAUGGACCACCACAUAA